Molecule: messenger RNA, 954 nt
Organism: Aspergillus fumigatus Af293
Lineage: Eukaryota; Fungi; Ascomycota; Eurotiomycetes; Eurotiales; Aspergillaceae
Exons: 1
Coding region: 1-954 (317 amino acids)
Biological process (GO): lipid metabolic process
Molecular function (GO): phosphoric diester hydrolase activity
Source: RefSeq, a predicted model, not a curated record
AUGGUCCUUGUCGACAGGCUCAUCCCUCCCGUGCAUGCAAAUGGGCUGCAGCGGAUACGAGACAGCUGGAAGAUGCCAUCCGAUUCCAUUACAGCGCUCUUCCCCUGGCCCAAGGACUUUAGCCAGGGCAUCACACCUGUUCAGUGCCAUUCACACAACGACUACUGGCGCAAUGUCCCACUGUUUGAUGCGCUCGCCGCUGGUUGUGUGGGUGUAGAGGCAGAUGUAUGGCUAGAUAAAACGUCCAAUAACCUACUGGUAGGCCACCGAGCCUCGUCCUUGUCGGCCGACCGCACUCUACAGUCUGCCUACAUCGAGCCCCUGACCACAAUCCUUACCCAGAUAAACCAGGGUGUCAAUGCUACCGUCCCCAGAUCCGGAGUUUUCGAGACCUUUCCCAAUGCCAGCCUGACACUCCUGAUUGAUGUCAAGACCGACGGACAUACUUCCUGGCCCGUGGUGAUGAAUCAACUAGCCCCGCUGCGUGCCAGUGGCUGGUUAUCCCAUUGGAAUAGCACCGGCGAUGGGCUGGCCUGGCGGUCGAUCAUAGUAGUAGGAACCGGGAAGACUCCAUUUGAGCUAAUCAACGCCGACGCCGAAUACCGGGAUGUGUUCUUUGAUGCCCCAUUGGAUCAACUUGCAGAUGACGCCAGCUUCACUGCCAACAACUCAUACUAUGCAAGCGCAUCGUUAAAAGAAGUUGUCGGGACCAUCUGGCCCUGGGGACCAAGCAGACAUCAGAAAGACAUCAUGAAGAGGAUGAUCGAUACGGCCGCAGCAAGGGGAUUGGUGCCGCGAUUCUGGAAUAUACCCGGGUGGCCGGUGCGUCUGCAGAUGAAGCUCUGGCGAUUCCUGAUGGAGAGUGGGAUUGGAAUACUGAAUGUGGAUGAGUUGUUUGAGGCGACGCAAUGGAUUCGGGAUUGGUGCACCGGUGAAGGGAAGAUGCAAUGCUAA